Messenger RNA from Triticum aestivum (bread wheat), 1766 nucleotides. Its product is annotated as putative F-box protein At1g19160. The transcript is spliced from 2 exons. NCBI's taxonomy places the organism in Eukaryota, Viridiplantae, Streptophyta, Magnoliopsida, Poales, Poaceae. The coding region runs from base 329 to 1549 and encodes 406 amino acids. The record is from RefSeq and is a predicted model, not a curated record. Gene Ontology annotation, molecular function: protein binding.
UGCGACCGGAAAUUCCCCACCCUAAUUUUUCCUCGCUCACUCUCCCUCUCUCUCUCUCCAAGGGAAGGGAACGGAAGGGAAGGGGAUCCGCCUCGCCGUCGCCGUCGCCGUCGCCGCCGCGGCUCCUCCGGAUCGAGCUCGCUCGCCUCCGCUCCGCAGUCGGCUCCUCGGGCUAUGGCCUCCUCCAUGUCGGGUGCCUGAGCGCGGACGAGCACGGCCCCGACACAGUUUGACACCCCCGCCCUGCCCUGCCUGGGUCACCAACCGAGCUGCUGCUCUGCCUCGCUUCAUCGCCGACGCAGCUGACCGGACUCGACGGAGCACUACGAUGCCCGGCAAGAGAGGCGCAACCCUGCUUGAGGACCUGCCCGAGGAAAUCGUUGACAAGAUACUCAUCAGGUUGCCGCCCAAAGACGUCGGCCGCUGCCGUGCCGUCAGCAAGUCAUGGCGCAGCGCGACAUCCACGCCUGCAUUCAUGCUCGAGCACCGCCGCUGCCAGCCGUUGCUCCCCAUUGUCGACGGGCAAGGGCGGCCGGCCAGCCUCGUCGUUCUCCGUGAUGCCGGUGCCGUGAAAGCCCUCCACCAGCAGCAGCUCUGGCCUUUCCUCCCGGGCUACAAGCCACUUUCCCAAAAUCGCCUCAGAGGCGCUUGUGAUGGCUUCCUUGUCGUCUCUCAGGGAUACAAGUUCUACAUCUGCAACCCCGUCAUCCGCAAGUGUGCUCUCCUGCCGCGGCCUGAGAGGGAGUACAACACCAUAGUCGGUUUCUACUGCCACCAUUCAACUGAAGAGUAUAGGGUGCUCUGGGUCUCACGCCCAGACCACUUGUCUAACUCCAGCUUAUACGUCCUCACGGUGGGAUCUGACAGGCCGAGGCAAAUCAGUGUCGGAAUGUCAACACUCUCAUCACCUUCAGCGGAACAGGAUUUACUGAGCAAGCUGCUGUACUCUUCACCACCAGUCCACCACCAUGGCAGCCUGCACUGGGGUCUUUUCAGUUACGGCAACAUUACGGGAGGCGGCGUAAACAUUAUUGUGUUUGACACAGAAGCGGAGUCAUUUCGGUGGAUGCACGGUUCCAUCCAUUCCCAGCCAUACUGUAACUGGAAGCUGUUCGACAUGGAGGAGACGCUUGCUUUCUGGUGCAGCUCGAGUGAAAGGUCUUCUAUGGAUGUCUGGGUGAUGCAGGAUUACAAGGCUGAAAUCUGGGCUUUCAAGUACCGGAUUGACCUGUCAAUGGUAGAGGCAUCAAGACAACUUUAUCUAACUUCUUUCAAAAAGAAAAAGAGAAGACCACUUGAUUCAACAGUGCAGUAUUUGGACAAUAUGGUUGUGCUAAACGAGCGUGAGCUGCUGAUCGCGUUUAAUAUGAAAAAUGUGUUGCGCUGGGAUAUUGAUGGCAAGUUCUUAGGUAUUGUGAGCAUUGGAAAGAGUCAGUACUGCAUGUCGCUUACGCACCACCGCCUCCAAGAGAGCAUUGUUCCGAUUCCAGGCCAUGAUAUGAUGCAAGAAGAAUAUGAGGAGCAUCCAUUCUCCACAGGGCAUGCCUGAAAGGUCAUGACAUCUGGUUUGCUUUUCUCUUGGACUGGGAGCAUGCCUCUUGUUCCUAGCUCUUCUUACCUGUACUACCAGUCAAGCAUGUCGUUUUGGAUGGUCGCUAUCAUGAUUUUGUGCUUUUUAUGAUGUCCUGAUCAUCUUGUUAAUGUUAUGAACUAUGGAGUAUCGAUGUAUGACAUUAAUAACUUUUUUACUACUGUUCCUCGCCGCC